GGGGAGACUCACCUAGGAGGAGGCACUCACCUAGGAGGAGGGAGUCACCAAGGAAGAGAGACUCACCAAGGAGGAGAGACUCACCAAGGAGGAGGGAUUCACCAAAGAGGAGGAGGGACUCCCCAAGGAGGAGGGAUAGGUCAAAAUCAAGGUCACCUUCAAGAAAACAUGACACUUCUAGACAUAAAAAAGAACAUGACAGAUCUCGGUCCAGGUCUCCCCACUCAAGGGAUCAUCACAGACGAUCUCCAAGAAGGCAUUCACCAAGACGCAGAUCACCCCCAGCCAGUCAUCGCCAUCAUUCACCAAGAAGACAUUGGUCACCACCUGCCAACAGGAAGACUGGAUUGGGUAAGCCUGGAAAGAAUCUCUUUAUUGCAGGAUUUAGCUAUGCCACCACUGAGCGAGAUUUGGAGAAGAAAUUUUGCAAGUUUGGACGUGUAACAAGUGCACGUGUUGUUCGUGAUAAACGAACUGGAGAUUCCCGUGGCUUUGGAUUCUUAUCCUUGGAUAAGGAUGAGGAUGCUGAUGCAGCAAUCCGUGCUUGUGACGAGACUGAGUGGAAUGGAAGGAUCAUUCUUGUGGAGAAGUCAAAAGCACCUGCAUGGUGAAUCUUCCGCUUUGGGGGCGCACACGCCAUUGUUCGAGAGGGAUUUCAUUGCUUCACCUUUCACAGAUUUUACCAUUCAGAAAAAAAGAAACUACCGGUAUGACAUACUCGGUACAUGUCAAAGUUCACCCGAACCUGGCUUUUGAUGCUGUACUAGGAGUAAGAGUAUUAAAUAAUGCACUUCCUUGCUGAUAGUUGUUGAAAGAAUAAGAUGUAACGUUGCACCUUAGCUUGUUUCAGGGCCCUGCUGCUGAUAAGAGGGACUUACGACUUAGUGGUACUUUUAGUGUCUGCAACCUCUACACGUGAAAUGUGAUACGUGCCUGUUCGUGAGCUGUCAGUUCUCUUCUUCACCUUCAUCUCGCGCCCACUGAAUACUGAUGGCAUGAACGGAUUCCGGGAGACUCAAGCUUUAUGGUGUUGUUGCGACUCAAGGGUUAUGUUAGCAGUUCAAUAAUCUGCAUAUUAGCUUUUCAAUGUUGUGCAUCCUCUGAAUGAGGGUUUGGAAAAUGUCCUAUAUAGUUUGUGUUUUGGAUUCCAGAUGUUGUUUAAUUAUGGUCACGACACGAU
This is a messenger RNA of Zea mays, 1180 nucleotides long. RefSeq lists its product as uncharacterized. Lineage: Eukaryota; Viridiplantae; Streptophyta; Magnoliopsida; Poales; Poaceae. The record is from RefSeq and is marked predicted.